GCCGGCACAUCCGAGCCUCCCUCAGGAUCGCCGACCACCCAGCGGUGUCCCGUGUCUACCUCCACUGCGCGGGCAGACCGCAGAUCCGUGGCUUAUCGGGGACCGACGCCAUCGCCGCCCACCGCAACUCCAUCCUCGUCCGGAUGGUUGUCCCCUUCGAGGACCCUAUGUACUGGCAUGAGCAUAGCUUCUUCUACUUCCCCAUCGACUACUUGGUCUACUCCUGCUCCUCGCCGCCGUCUCUGACUGCGCUCCCCCCUUGCUUCCACGGCGGCAACACCGACCCCAAGCUUGACCACUUGUUCCAUCCGCACCGGAGGCAGCAGCAGCGUAUCAUGUUCGACCAAGAGAUGGGCAUCCUCUGCCACGGUGACAAUGGCGAGUUCACGGUGGCACAUCUCGCGCACCGUGACGACCAGCUCCAGCUCUGCUUGCUGCACCAUCCGCCUCCUGCUGGCGUUACACCGGGAUGGAGUCUCAGCACGCUGCAGUUCCCUCCGGACUCCAAGAUCGAUCUCUACUCGUGGAGGACAGAUGUUGUCGUCGUCCCCACUGACAGAUGCUUGUGUGCUGGGUUGACUACUACCAGGGCAUGCUGCUCGUUGAUGUCCUCGCUGACACCCCAAAUCAGCAGCAGAUCCAUGGCAUCCAGCUGCCUGCUCAAGCUCUCAAGUCUCGCCGCAUCUAUAAUGAUGCAGGCGAUCCUGACCCGUUCCGGUGUGUAUGUGUCACUGACGAUGGCAUUCUCAAGCUCGUCUGUAUUUUUGCCAAAGAUCCUCCUGACUUCACCAUCUACACAUGGACUUUGGUUGACAUCACGAAAGGCAGCUGGACGAAAGAUGUGGACACCAUCAUGCGAGCUGAUGAGUUCUUCGGUCUUUACAUUGCUACCCAGAGUUGCCUUCCACGAGUGCAGCCAAGUUUUCCUGUUGUGAGCUUGGUAAACCCUGAUGUCAUCUGUUUCCUGCUCAAGGAAGAGGACUGCAAAGUUUAUUGGAUGGUUGAGGUCAACAUGAGGAGCAAGGUGCUGCAGUCUAGUGCCCUCUAUAUCAAUGAAGAAGAAGAAGGACAUCCCUCUGAAAUGGACGGGGGCUGCAGAUUCUAUGGUCACUACUUUAUCCCCACAAAGUUCUCUUACUUGAGUAAGGAUGCCAUCACAAGUCGGAAACUAAGUGAAAAGAUGCAAAAGGAUAAGGAAUGUAGAGCAAUAAUGCAGAAGGCAAAGGAAUGGAAAGUGACGCAGAAGGCUAAGGAAUAGAGAGCAACGCAGAAGGGUGGAUCGAAAGCACAAUCGAAGUGAUUUCCUGGAUGGUUAACAGCCUUUUAGAGAAUUGAUCCAACAUAUUGGAAAAUUGAACUAAUUUGGUCAUCAGACAUGUUUCAACUAUCAGCGUCCCUGAUGACCCACAUCAGAGAUGCGUUUCAAUGAGCCGCGUCUCCGAUGUUGGUCAUUAGAGAUGCGUGACCCGUGUCUCUAAUGUGGACAUAUCAUAGACGAAGAUUCCCACAUCUCUAAUGUGUUGUUAUCACAGAUGCAAUGUAAGUUACAUGUUUUUCAGCAUCACUACUAACUAUCUAGACACAUUACUAAUAUACUUUUCUG
Panicum virgatum (switchgrass) is the source of this 1603-nucleotide messenger RNA. RefSeq lists its product as uncharacterized. The transcript is spliced from 2 exons. NCBI's taxonomy places the organism in Eukaryota, Viridiplantae, Streptophyta, Magnoliopsida, Poales, Poaceae. The record is from RefSeq and is a predicted model, not a curated record. The coding region runs from base 560 to 1258 and encodes 232 amino acids.